UUACGUCAUGCAGAGUUACCUGUUGGUUGUACCUUGCAGCUGCGGGGAAUAGCAGAGGCCAUUUUAAUAUUGUAGAAGGUUGUAAUGCUUUUCAUGUUGUUACACUGCACGUACCAAGCACCUCUGCACCUAAAGCACUAGCUUUGUCACUGAGCCGAGUGAGCUAUCCGCACAGCACAAUUGAGGUGCAACUAGAUUCAUGGACACCAAAUCGACUUCAGAUGACGAGGUUCGGACCUUGUUAGUGAGCGGCUUGCCAAUCGAUGUAAAACCUCGUGAAAUAUACCUCCUUUUCCGAGGCUUCAAGGGUUAUGAAGGAUCACUACUUAAACUUACAGACAAACAGGGAAAACCUUCGCCUGUGGCAUUUGUCACCUUUGAAAGCAGAGAGGAGGCAGAAGAGGCUAAAACUUCGUUGCAAGGUGUGCGAUUCGAUCCAGAUGUCUCGCAAACGCUUCGUUUGGAGUUUGCUCGGUCCAAUACCAAGGUAUCCAAGCCGGUAAAUAGACAGGCCGUGUUAACUUCUGUUCCGCCCUUUUUCCCUCGAGAGCCCCCGCUCAUGCAUACUGAGCUUGCUGCAGCAGGAUUUCUGCCGGGACCAGAACCAAGCAUAGCAUACCCCGCACCAAUAUUUAGUGACAUCAUGGCAGCUACAGCUCAACACACUUUUAAUCAUCAUCCGUCCAGUAUACUGCAGCUUCAAGCGUUCCCGCAGCACCAUCCCAUCAUUCCAGCACUAGCGUCACCUACAUCUCUACAUCAUAUGGCCAGCCUGGGAAAUCCUCCAUGCUCAACGCUCUUUGUAGCCAACCUUGGGAAGGGGAGCUCCGAACAAGAGCUAAGAGAACUUUUUGCUGACUUGCCGGGCUUUCGACGCUUAAAAAUGCACAGUAAAGGGAGCAGCCCUGUCUGUUUCGUGGAAUAUCUGGAUAUAUUCACGGCGACUCAUGCUAUGAAUUCUCUUCGAGGUCAUAUCAUGCAGUCUUCCUCAGAAAAAGGAGGCAUUAGGAUAGAGUACGCAAAAACCAAAAUGGGCGAGGUACAUGAAUAACUCUUUGUGUCACGCCCUCGUGUGUAGGUUAGGAUUGAUGGUAUGGUCGCAAUACCGAUGCAAUAUUGACACAGUAUCGAAAAAUGAAUUUUCCACUCCAAAAGCUGCUUCGGCGAGAAAUAGGAGAAAAAUUCCAAGAAAUAAUCUAAGACGAUAGUGAUGUUUUAGAAGAUAUUUGUUAAGAGUACCAAAACUUAUCUCUCCUUGAAACAGAUCGAGCUAAUUUAUAGUAGUGUUUACUUGUAAAAAGGAACUGAAAAUCAGAUAACUAAGUAUUUAUGAAGGAAUAGGGCUUUUUGCCGACACUAAAGGGUCUACGGAUUUUUUUUUAGAAAUAACUAAUAUUUAUGACCCUGUUGCGCCGGCGAGAAAAACCGUUUUCUUCUCAUAAUCAUAAAAAAGUAAUUUUCGCGUUUAGCAGAAAGGCUUAAGUUGGAAUGUAACAUAGGUUAAAAAAAAAAGUGAGAAUCUUUUUUCUGAAAAUAUUAUAUUUCCUUCUUAUUUUUAGUUUUAUUUUUCACAAGUGCCUAUUUUUCUUAACUAGAUGGGAACAAAAAUUUUCCCAAUUCCGACAAACGAAGGAACAAUUUUUUAACUUAUUUGAAAAGAGGUGUGAUUUGUUUUCAUCUGUUUCCAGGUUUCACUCCAGAUUGUAAAUUAUUAUUAAUAUUUUACAUUAAAGUAUUGAAUGAAACCAA
Molecule: messenger RNA, 1749 nt
Organism: Stylophora pistillata
Lineage: Eukaryota; Metazoa; Cnidaria; Anthozoa; Scleractinia; Pocilloporidae
Molecular function (GO): RNA binding
Source: RefSeq, a predicted model, not a curated record